This is a messenger RNA of Xyrauchen texanus (razorback sucker), 3139 nucleotides long. RefSeq lists its product as uncharacterized. Lineage: Eukaryota; Metazoa; Chordata; Actinopteri; Cypriniformes; Catostomidae. The record is from RefSeq and is a predicted model, not a curated record. The transcript is spliced from 7 exons. The coding region runs from base 42 to 836 and encodes 264 amino acids.
UCAAUGCACAUCUACUGCAGCUUCAGUGUCUAGAUCAGAAAAUGGUCAUGCUGUUUGGACUGAAUAUCUCUUGGGUGUGGUUGCUGUUGUGUUGCUGUCAUGUCAGAGGGCAUGGUGUGUGUCAAAGUUACUUAGUUACAAGAACUAAUUUAACCACAGAGCUGCAGUCUGAAAUUCUGCUUCCAUGUUACUUUGAACCAGCCUUCUCUGGAUCAAUCUUGACUGUGAGUGUUGUGUGGACUCAUAUUAAUACACCAGAUGACUCUAUCGUAGAGAUCAAAGUAAGUGGUGAAGUGUUGUUCUGGAAUCAAAGAGGAAAAAGAAUUAAGGCAUUCCCUAAUCUCUCUGGCUCUGGAAACUUCUCCAUCCUCAUUCGUGAUGUGCAGCGGUCUGAUCUUGGUCUCUAUCGCUGUGAAGUGUACAGAGAGUCCAACUGUUCUCUGGGCUUUAAGCACACACAUCUCAGUCUCACUGCUUUUAAGUUAUCACUGCUGAAUAACUGGCAGCUCAUGUUAGCAGCAGGAGGAGGAGUUCUGCUUCUCUGUGUGUUCACAGCAUGUUGUUACUAUACACGGACAAAAAAAAAAACAGUCUAUGGAUCGGUUGACCAUAAUUCACCUGAAUGCCAAGAUAAUGAAGGACAAGCAGGCUAUGAAAUAACAUAUGCAUCAGUUGCCUAUAAGCCACACAACUCUGUUAACAGCGAUGGACAAAAUGUUGAUGAAAUAACAUAUGCAUCAGUUGCCCAUAAGCCACACAACUGUGUUCACAGCGAUGUUCAUGUGGGUAAUGAUAUUAAAAACAGCUCCACCACAGCAACAGACCAUGUCAUGUGAAUCUAACAAGAGUGGAAGAAAUGCUCCGUAAGACAGCUUAUCAUCAAAAUGAUCACCUCAUCGUGCAUAUACAUUUUUCACAAACUGAAAAUCUGUCUAUAGAGAUGUCAAAAACCACUGUAGCUUGUCACAUUGGGCCCCUUAUUUAUUCUCAUUUUAAGCUAAUGGAGUCACAUCCAGAUUGUGCAUUUUGUAUAUCUGUUUUCUCUUUAUCUGUUAUAUUUGUUUAAAGUCACACUGUUUGCUUAGCUGCUAUAUUGAGCAUGAAUGGGUGUGAAACUAAUCUGAACAACUUUAUCACCUAAACCACUGAAGACUUUGCACCUGUCCACAUACAAACAAACAGGGCCACAGGUGCAGUAAUAAACAAGUGCAACAUCCUGGUUGCUAUCAUAGGUAAUGUAUGGAAAUUACAAAUUAAAGUUGGUAUAGAAAUUAAAUAAUUACAGAAAUGAAUAUAAAGGUACUUUAGGCCAGUAUCCAUUAACUUAUUAAAGUGACUGUUUUUAUGUCAUCUCUAGGUAAAGGCAAUGUUUAAAACUUUAAAAAUGCCCAUAUAAAUUCCAUCACAUAUUAUUAUCGUUUACACUAGCAUAGGAAGUGCACACAUUACACUCAAUAGCCCUACAAAAAAAAUCAUACUAAACAUGAUCCUGAUACUGUAGGUAUGACAAUAGUAAACACGAAGCUCAUCAGGCAAAACAAUUUACCAUAGCUUACAGUAUUAUUAUAUAUUUUCUUAUUUUGUUUAAUUAUUUUUGUGCACCAAAUUACAUGUGUUCAAUUGAAACAUGGCACUUGCAAGGUUUCUAACUCAGUUAAACAUUCUCUUUAUUUUAGGAUAAUCGUGCAAUAUACUGUAGUUAAAUUUGGCAGAUGGCAGGAUCCACACUGCUUCAGUAAUCGUGACUGAAAGGGGUUACCUUUUGCAUCUUUCCUAAAAAUAAAAAUCACAAAUCCCAUUUUUUAAAUAAAUUAAUAAAUAAACAACAAAAAAAGCAACAAUCAUGACAAAGGAAAUGUAGUUGGGAAUAUUGUUUUAUUAUUAUUUCUUAAAAACAAUAAACAGGAAAAGAAACUGUAUUAAAAUAUUAUAAAUAUUUUACAAACUUGUCCACCAAUUCAAAGUCUGGUGGUGUAACCAACAUACAGGUAGUCAUUCUGUUGUAAUGUAAACCAUAAAAACUAAAAUCCAUCAUCACAAAAUAGAUAUUUUGGCAUUUUUAUGAAAAGGUAAAAAAAAUUAAUGAAUAAAUAAGUUGUGAACAUUUGCAUAUUUUCAAGAAGCAAGGAAAAUAUUUGAAUGGAUGAUUAUACCACUUGACAUUUUUCAAACCUAUAAAUAAUUCUUUAUAGAAAAUGUUAUAUAUUUUAUUUUAUUUUUUCUAAAUCUAUGAAACCAACAUGGUCACAAAUAUAAAGUGAAUACAUUUAGAUUUUUAAUGGAUUUCUUAUUUUAAUCAUCUCGGACAACCUCAUUUGUUAAAUUACGAUAUAUGCCAGUAGGUGGUGACAAAUGUAUUUUAUGUUAUAAGUGAGGCAUUGCACCUCAAAAUAUUUAUUCAUGAUUUGAUGCUUUGGCUUUUUUAGGAACUAUUCAUUGGCAAAGAAGAAAUUUAGGAACUGGCUAAUUUUUUGUCUGAAACGGGAGAUUUCUGUAUCGUUUACUUGGUCAAUACAGUUUACUUUUUAACUGUUUUUAAAAAUGUCACAAUUCUGAAGUUGUAAGGCCUGGGUAGCUCAGCGAGUAAAGACGUUGACUACCACCCCUGGAGUCACAAGUUUGAAUCCAGGGUGUGCUGAGUGACUCCAGCCAGGUCUUCUAAGCAACCAAAUUGGCCCGGUUGCAAGGGAGGGUAGAGUCACAUGGGGUAACCUCCUCAUAGUCACGAUUAGUGGUUCUCGAUCUCAAUCUGUGUGUUGGUAAUUUGUGUGUGGAUCGUGGAGAACAGCAUGAGCCUCCACAUGCUGUGGGUCUCUGCAGUGUCAUACACAAUGAGCCACAUGAUAAGCUGUGUGGAUUGACUGUCUCAGAAGCAGAGGCAACUGAGACUUGACCUCCACCACCCGGAUUGUGGUGAGUAACCACACCACCACGAGGACUUACUUAGUAGUGGGAAUUGGGCAUUCCAAAUUGGGAUCAAAAUGUAAAAAUAAAUAAAUAAAAACAAUUCUGAAGCUGUGAUUCGGGCAUAGGUACAGUGUCUGUUACCAACAAACAAAACAGUGUGAAGAAUUUACAUAUUUCCACUGAUCAUGGUAUAAAUAAUGGGUGUUGUUUUGCCUAUGUAGAAUAAAACCAC